CGGAGUACGAGUGAACAGCAUUUAUCGAAAACCAUAGAAAAAUAACGGUCUUUUCGGAGAAGCUAGUUGGAAACCAUCUUCUUUUUCAUCUGUCCCCUCUUUUCUCUUCCCUCCCUCCAUUUCCUUCCUUUUUCCGCCAUUUUCACACCUCUUUCUCUCUCUCUCUUCUUCCGCCGUCUCCUUCGGAUCAUCUUCUUCCUCUCGUUUCUUUCCCAUUUCUGCCUUUCUAUGCUCGUUUUCGAGAGCUCUUGCUCCUUGCUCGAGCUCUCGAUCUCUCCUUUUCUCUCUCUUUCCAUCAUCAUCAAUAAUCUUCUGUAAAAAUGUUAUUUGAGGGAUAAUCGGCGAGAAAUUAGGUUACAAAAUCGGAGAAAAAGAAGUAAAAACGGAAAAAAUGGAGAUGGCAGCACAAUUGAAGCGAGGAAUAUCGAGGCAAUUCUCAACAGGAUCGUUGAGAAAAUCAGGGAGGUUCAGCUUCAAAAGGCAGACAUCAAUGGAUCCUCAAAGAAACACAAUGAGGUUUAGUUUCGGGCGGCAAUCGUCGCUCGAUCCGAUACGGAGAAGCGCGGUAAAGGAGGAGCCGUUGACGGUGCCGGAUAAUCUGGAUGCUACGAUGCAGUUGUUGUUUAUGGCUUGUACAGGAGAUUUGAAAGGACUUCAGGAUUUGUUGGAUGGAGGUACUGAUGUUAAUAGCAUUGAUUUGGAUGGAAGGACUGCUUUGCAUAUUGCUGCUUGUGAAGGGAAUGUUGAGGUUGUUAAGUUGUUGUUGAGUCGGAGAGCGAAUAUCGAUGCUCGUGAUCGUUGGGGCAGUACGGCAGCAGCUGAUGCAAAGUAUUAUGGAAAUAUGGAUGUUUACAAUAUUCUGAAGGCUCGGGGUGCAAAAGUUCCAAAAACUAGGAAAACUCCCAUGGCAGUUGCAAAUUCUAAAGAAGUCCCAGAAUACGAACUUAAUCCACUUGAGCUUCAAGUUCGUAGAUCUGAUGGUAUUGCAAAGGGAGUAUAUCAGAUUGCUAAGUGGAAUGGUACCAAGGUUGCUGUAAAAAUACUUGAUAAAGAGAGCUAUUCUGAUCCAGAAAGCAUAAAUGCUUUCAAAAAUGAGUUGACAUUAUUGGAAAAGGUGCGUCAUCCUAACAUCAUUCAGUUUGUUGGAGCUGUAACCCAAAAUAUCCCAAUGAUGAUUGUUGUGGAACUCCAUCCAAAGGGUGAUUUAGGAUGCUAUCUUCAAAAGAAAGGACGUUUAUCACCAUCUAAAUCAUUAAAAUUUGCACUUGAUAUUGCAAGGGGAAUGAAUUACCUUCAUGAGUGCAAACCUGAUCCAGUUGUCCAUUGUGAACUAAUGCCCAAAAAUAUUUUGCUCGAUAGUGGAGGACAAUUGAAGGUAGCUGGAUUUGGUUUGGUACGAUUGUCAAAAAUAUCAGCUGAUAAAUUUAAAUUAGCGGACCCCAGAGCGUCCACUCGUAAUGCAAGUGUAUAUACAGCUCCUGAGCUCUACAAAGAUGAAAUUUUUGACAAGAGAGUGGAUGCAUACUCCUUUGCCAUUAUUCUUUACGAGAUGAUUGAAGGUGUUCAUCCUUUCCACCCAAAGCCUGCAGAAGAAGCCAUUCAACAUAUGUGUUUGGAGGGGAAAAGACCACCAUUUAAAAAGUUGAAAAAUUAUCCAACGGAACUAAAAGAAUUGAUCGAACUAUGUUGGAGUGGAGUUCCUACUGUUAGACCGAGCUUCGCUGAGAUCAUUUUGCGGUUGGACAGUGUGGUUGCCAAUGGUUGUAAACAGGGAUGGUGGAAAGACGCCUUCAAGCUUCCAUGGUUGUAGGAAGAUGUUAAGGACACUCAAAAUAUGAUAUGGAAACAAAAGAACCUGUAUAGAACUACAGAUACUUUGUUGAAGCCCAGAUUUAUCCCACAAGAACAAUUUUUACAUUGUACUUGCUGUUAUAGGUUUUGGUUGAGAGACCUAUAUGAAUUAGAGAGAAUUGAUCUAUAUAUGAAUAUGAUCACGACACGAUCACUUCAGUCUGUAGUUCUGUUGCUCCUUUCAUCUGUUUUUCUUUUUUCUGGAAAGGACUGGAACAGCUUCUUUCCAUGUAUAUUGUGUGCAAAAAUACAUAUAUCCAUAUUGUUUUACUCAUUAAUAAGCAGUAUAAUGUAUUUAUUA
Molecule: messenger RNA, 2152 nt
Organism: Chenopodium quinoa (quinoa)
Lineage: Eukaryota; Viridiplantae; Streptophyta; Magnoliopsida; Caryophyllales; Amaranthaceae
Product: dual specificity protein kinase shkC-like
Exons: 13
Coding region: 392-1810 (472 amino acids)
Biological process (GO): protein phosphorylation
Molecular function (GO): protein kinase activity; ATP binding; protein binding
Source: RefSeq, a predicted model, not a curated record